AUGGGACACAAAGUCACAGUUGCCCUUUUCAGACACCUGCUUUGGGAGCCCAAACUCACAUCUCCGUGUUCUGGUCACACCCUUGUCUGUCCCCACAGGCUUCUCUAUCUGAGAUGUGGGAAGAAAUCUGGACGGGACCAGUCGGCGCUGUGUGCCGCGUGCUGCCUCCUGACCAGCCUGUGUGACACAGUUGGGGCGAUUCUGGCCAAACAGCUCACAAUACAGGUCUUCACUGGUGCCUACCUAGCAGCUAUUGAUCUGGUGAGCUUUGUGUCCAUUCUCUUCCCAGUCUGUGGCUCCAAAUUCAAGUCUAAUUCGGGUCGGAGCUCCCAGGAGAGGAAGAGGAGGCAGCGGCUGAGGGCCAGCGUAUUUGCCCUGGCCCUGCCGCUGAGCCUGGGCCCAGGCUGGGCUCUGUGGACCGCUGUCCCAAAGGCUUCAAGCCCCAUCCAAGGGCCGCAGCGGAGGCUGCUGGGAAGCCUGCUACAGGACAAUACUGAAAUCUUCGGCUACCUGCUGGGCAGCAUCGCAGCCUUCGGCUCCUGGGCGUCCCGGAUCCCCCCACUCUCCAGAAUCUGCCGGGGGAAGACAUUUCCCUCCAUCCACCUGUGGACCCGGCUCCUGUCAGCCCUGGCUGGCCUCCUCUAUGCCUCAGCCAUCGUGGCCCAUGAUCGGCGGCCUGAGUACCUGCUGCGGGCCACGCCCUGGUUCCUGACCUCCCUUGGCCGUGCAGCGCUGGACCUUGCUAUCAUUUUUCUUUCCUGGGUGAUGAAAAGCAAGAUGAGGCAGGCCUUGGGAUUUGCCUCUGAAGCCAGAGAGAGCCCCGACACGCAAGCCCUUCUGACCUGUGCGGAGAAGGAGGAAGAAAGCCAGGAGAAUUUGGACUGGAUGCCUCUCAUCGCACUGCCGCACUGCAAGCCACUCAAGAGGAUGGCAGCCAUUAGUCGUUACAUGGAGCUGACCAUAGAGCCAGUGCAACAGGCAGGCUGCAGUGCCACCAGGCUGCCGGGCGACGGACAGACGAGCGCAGAAGCCGCGUCCCUGCAGGAGCCCCCCUCGUACCCUCCGGUUCAGGUCAUCCGGGCCCGCGUGUCCUCCAGCAGCUCCUCCCAGGCCUCCUCCAUCAACUCCGACCUCGAGUGGGACCCUGAAGAUGUAAACCUUGAAAGGAACAAAGAUAACAUGCAGAUGCUCAGAUCCCAGGUGCACAAGUGGUCUGUGAAGCCAGUGGACUUGACCUCUGAUGAGUAACACUUUCUGGAGACAGCUCAACAGCUCCGAGCCGUCAAGCAUUUGUCAGGAUCUGAGCAGGGAUCAACCUGCAGUGACACCCAUGACUGGAAUUUAAGCUUCUGCCGAGGCUGCCCAUGAAAAUGAGGAACAAGGAGCUGUCACAGAGCUUGGCUGGUCGGCACCAUGGCUCAGAAUGGAGCUAAGACGUGGGGUCCUGUGGACAGACCUGGACAGGCCCCAAGUUUGUUCUGAAGAUUAGAAGUUCACAAACCACUCUUGCUUUGAGAUACAAUCUAAAGGACUUUGGACCUUCUUUUCCCUUUCGCUUUAAAUUCGCCUGGACUCUGACUAUCUGCUAGGUGCCAGGAACGAGUUCAUCAAACAAACAGCUGAUAUGUUUGGAUCGCCAUGAAGCUCUAUUCUGCCAGAACUGACUAAGCCUAGGAGAGGGCUGGGCCAACGUUCUGGGGGUCUGGGACACGAUCACAGGUACUGAUGGGAACUGACUCCUGCCCUCCAGUCACCCACUUGAGUUUUCUGCUGGAAGUUAGGAGAGGACUGUUUGAUGAACCAGGUGUUUGCAAGAUCAUUGGUAUUGCAAGGGCAAACAAAGCAAAUUGCUCUAGGUACCAGGACUUGCUCCAACCUGGCAAGGUGUGUGCUGGGGCAGGGUUUGCGGGUAAAGGGGACUGUCUGCUUCAGGAGGUACCUGAAAGCACACAAAGGGUAAGAGGCAUGGUGGGAGGCGUUCAAUUUAAGCACUGAAAUCCCAUUUGAGGAUUUUUUUUGGAGCGAGGGUAGGGGGAACACCUGAAUGAAUAAAUCCUGAUUGAGUGAACUGAAGUAUCUCACCAUGGAGCACAGAGAUAUGUCUGAAUCCCAGCACAGCCACAGAAGUCUGCCACGAGAGGAUCUGGGGGAAAUGUCAAGAAACACAGUUCUGUUCCUGGCUGUCCCCCAGCAGCCUGUGUGACUCAGCUGCAGCUGCCCAAUUGCUCCUAAGGGGCAGUUCAAGUCCAGCAGCAUGAAGGGGGUGCCUCACGGAAGCAGGUUGGUUUCACAGGUCUCUGCAGGGAUUCCAAUCCCCAGUGUGACCUCUGAACUAGAAGUGAACUUAAAGCCACCCUAUUUACCCAACUGCUUUGGACCGUGCUUGUCUUGUAAUAGAGUUUGCUAAAGUCAGUUUUGCUCUGUGAUCUUAAUCACCAAAGCUGUACUUUGAGGGAAGAUGAAACUUUGAAUUGAGGCGCAGGGGUUGGGAGAGUGUUCUGGCAGAGGAAACCACACAGGAUUAGAAGCAGGGCAGAGAGGAAUCUAGCCAAGGAAAGAGGAAUCUGACGUGACCAGAAUGGGUGUAGGGAGUGGGUGAAGGGGCUGAAAAGGAACCCGGGAGCUGGUACUUAAUUCUGUGGGUGACUGGUAGCUAUUGCAAGAUCCCAGAGUAGGAAAAUGACAUGCCUUACAGAGACCACAGCUGACUGGUGAGUUUUACAUCCCUAUGGCCACAACUUUUCAGGAAGCAGAAAUGUAGUCAUGGAUACAGUACAGACUUGGGGAACGUGUUUCAUCUGAUCGGUAACAGCAGGGCAGGAGGAGGGCUCAUCUUGGGAAACGCAGAAGGUGUGGGAGUAGGAUGACAUCCCUGGAGUUCGCCUUUAGCACAUUCCCCUCUCCCCCAAGGGGAGGCUGGCUCAUGCUCUGUGGGGCACCCGAAACUGGCUGGCUCCUGAUAGAAAUGGCCAUUCACUCAAGAACAUCAAAUGAUCUUGCUGACUUUGAGCAGCACAAACUGCUUGAGCUCCAGAUGUUGACCAUUUCUCUAGACCCCAUCGUCCCAGCCUCUUCCUUCACAAACCAGUAUUGUUCAAGCUUGUCUCAAAAUUGAAUCCCAAGUCUCUUCAUCCAGAGUGAACCUUUAAACUGAGCAAUUUUGGAAGCAAAGUGUGGCCUCAUUGUUCAAUGGGAAUCUGCCUGUUAUGCAAAGCUCUGGAACUCUGGGGCCUUCAUGAAGAGGUGCCAACCAAAAUGCCUUUCUCCUAGCAGGCAUCCUUCUAGCUGCCUUGGGCCUCCGUUGCAGCUUCAUCCCUCACUGUUAGUCUGACUAGGAGGAUAAUGGGAGUUACUUGUCCUGAAGACUCACUGAACAGUGCAAGACGCUGCCUACACUGGGGAGAAGCUGGGGAACAAAUUGUGUGAUCAUCUGCCCAAUCACCUGGAGAUGAGAGAUGGUGUAACAGUUGCAGUUGUGCUGCCUACUGUCUGCAUGGCUUGGAGCUUGUUACCCAACCUUUGUGAACUCAUGGGUAAACUGAGAAUAACAGCUACUUAGAAAGCUCGUUGUGAAGAUUAAGAAAAUGAACAUAUAUGAAUGCAAAACACUACGUGACUCAAAGUAGACAUUAAAGAGGGAUUAGUUUCCUUCCUCCCUACAAUUCCUGGCUACAUAUGCCCUGAAAACCAGUUAGUGACCAAGAAUCAGAUCCACAGAUGGAAGGAGUUUCAGAGGACUGAAUCCCCUUGACUACAACCCCAAUAAGUGAUUAUCCAACCAACCAAGUAGUUUAAACUACUCCAAAAAAAAA
Molecule: messenger RNA, 3812 nt
Organism: Vicugna pacos (alpaca)
Lineage: Eukaryota; Metazoa; Chordata; Mammalia; Artiodactyla; Camelidae
Source: RefSeq, a predicted model, not a curated record